UGGUCAUUCCCUGUACUAUGUCCGCAGUCUCUGGUCAUUCCCUGUACUGUGUCCGCAGUCUCUGGUCAUCUCCUGUACUGUGUCCGCAGUCUCUGGUCAUCCCCUGUACUGUGUCCGCAGUCUCUGGUCAUCCCCUGUACUGUGUCCGCAGUCUCUGGUCAUCCCCUGUACUGUGUCCGCAGUCUCUGGUCAUCCCCUGUACUGUGUCCGCAGUCUCUGGUCAUCCCCUGUACUGUGUCCGCAGUCUCUGGUCAUCCCCUGUACUGUGUCCGCAGUCUCUGGUCAUCUCCUGUACUGUGUGCGCAGUCUCUGGUCAUCCCCUGUACUGUGUCCGCAGUCUCUGGUCAUCCCCUGUACUGUGUCCACAGUCUCUGGUCAUCCCCUGUACUGUGUCCGCAGUCUCUGGUCAUCCCCUGUACUGUGUCCGCAGUCUCUGGUCAUCUCCUGUACUGUGUGCGCAGUCUCUGGUCAUCUCCUGUACUGUGUCCGCAGUCUCUGGUCAUCCCCUGUACUGUGUCCGCAGUCUCUGGUCAUCCCCUGUACUGUGUCCGCAGUCUCUGGUCAUCCCCUGUACUGUGUCCGCAGUCUCUGGUCAUCUCCUGUACUGUGUGCGCAGUCUCUGGUCAUCCCCUGUACUGUGUCCGCAGUCUCUGGUCAUCCCCUGUACUGUGUCCGCAGUCUCUGGUCAUCUCCUGUACUGUGUCUGCAGUCUCUGGUCAUCCCCUGUACUGUGUCCGCAGUCUCUGGUCAUCCCC
Messenger RNA from Staurois parvus, 755 nucleotides. The record is from the annotation of a GenBank genome assembly. NCBI's taxonomy places the organism in Eukaryota, Metazoa, Chordata, Amphibia, Anura, Ranidae.